Messenger RNA from Folsomia candida, 1508 nucleotides. RefSeq names its product casein kinase I. Gene Ontology annotation, molecular function: protein serine/threonine kinase activity; ATP binding. Gene Ontology annotation, cellular component: cytoplasm; nucleus. The transcript has 8 exons. The coding region runs from base 249 to 1274 and encodes 341 amino acids. The record is from RefSeq and is a predicted model, not a curated record. NCBI's taxonomy places the organism in Eukaryota, Metazoa, Arthropoda, Collembola, Entomobryomorpha, Isotomidae. Gene Ontology annotation, biological process: negative regulation of canonical Wnt signaling pathway; signal transduction; peptidyl-serine phosphorylation.
UUGUUUAAUUCUUUGUUGGUAGGAGAGGAGAGAGGAAGGAGGACUCGUCCAUCAGAAAGUUGUGAGAAGUCGUCGUCGACGUUCUGUCUCUUUUCUGUCGCCUUUUUUUCUUGGUUUUCGUCCUAGUCGUCGUCGUCUUUUGGUCGUCGUCCCCACAACCUCUCCGCCACUCGUCGUCACCCUCGUCGUCGUCGUCAUCAUCAUCAUCGCCUAGCGAAAAAGUCCUUCUCUUAAAGAGGAGAAGGACGAUGGCUGCUUCCACCCCUUCUUCGAGGUCAGAGUUUAUCGUGGGUGGGAGAUAUCGUCUCGUGAGGAAGAUUGGGUCAGGCUCUUUUGGAGAUAUAUACUUGGGCAUCAACAUAACAAAUGGAGAGGAGGUGGCUGUGAAGCUCGAGAGCUGCAAGGCUCGUCACCCUCAGUUACUCUAUGAAAGUAAAUUGUACAAAAUUUUACAAGGGGGCGUAGGAAUUCCUCACAUUCGAUGGUAUGGGCAAGAACGAGAAUACAAUGUAUUGGUUAUGGACCUUCUUGGACCCAGCUUGGAGGACCUAUUUAACUUCUGUUCUCGUCGGUUUACCAUCAAGACUGUAUUGAUGCUAGCUGAUCAAAUGAUUGGACGAGUGGAGUAUAUUCAUACGAAAAACUUCAUUCAUCGCGAUAUCAAACCCGACAAUUUUCUCAUGGGGAUUGGGCGUCAUUGUAACAAGCUAUACUUGAUCGACUUUGGACUCGCCAAGAAGUACCGCGAUUCUCGUACUCGUCAUCACAUUCCGUAUCGUGAGGAUAAGAACUUGACUGGAACCGCUCGUUACGCCUCCAUUAAUGCUCAUCUAGGAAUAGAGCAAAGUCGACGGGAUGACAUGGAGUCACUUGGAUACGUAUUGAUGUAUUUCAACCGAGGCAGUCUUCCGUGGCAAGGUCUGAAAGCGGCAACGAAGAAACAAAAGUAUGAAAAAAUCAGCGAAAAGAAAAUGUCAACUCCUGUCGAACUUUUGUGCAAGGGCUACCCAGCGGAAUUUGCUAUGUAUCUUAAUUACUGUCGUGGCCUGCGCUUUGAGGAAGUUCCAGAUUACAUGUACCUUCGACAACUUUUCCGCAUUUUGUUUCGAACCCUGAAUCAUCAAUAUGAUUACACUUUUGAUUGGACAAUGCUGAAGCAGAAGACCGUGGCUUCGCUCGCAGCAAAUUCUACAUCUCAGCAACCAGCGCCACCGCAGGCAGCCAGUGUUCCAGGUAACACACCCGGAGACGCGUCCCGUAUAUUAAGCGAUUGAUCUGAACAGUGUCAAAUAGUUAUGUAACUGGCGGUGUGUACUGAUUCUCUCUGCACCACCCUUGUGUUUACAGAAUCAUACAAGAUAUGGGAUUUUUUUAACUGUACUUGCAAUGAACUAAAUUUUUUGUGUUACGUAUCAAAACCUAUGGUUACUAGUAAACUUUUAUGUUCAAUGAAUCCCGUUUUCCAUGAAUAAAAUUUUCGUCCGUAAAUUAAGAACAUGCAUAUGUAA